CUCUGUCUUCCGGUAUACGCACACACACACACACACACACACACAGACAGAGAGAGAGAGAGGGGGGAGACAAUCGACCCACCACUCACCCACCCACGCAGCCACACACACACACCUGCAUAUGGUCUAUCGACAGCCACGUACAAAACAUACCAACCAUUAUCCACACAUACAUCAACACAGACGGACAAACAAAUAUGCACAACCGCCACCGUCCAGCUACUCGUCAUCAUCGUCGUCUGCAGUCACACAGACACAUCGACCCACAUCAUCAUGUGAGCAUUAAUUGUCUGUGUGUGGCUGUCGUGCAGACUGCCGCUUGCCUGCCCCCCCUCCGGCUAUAUCCUCAUACGUCAGCUGGUACCGCCCGCACAGCACGCGGCUCGCCCCUGUCAGCUCCCUUCACACACACAGCACAAAGGGCACCAUAUUGGAUUGGACACACCCACGGCUGCAGUCACUUCACUGGCUGCUGGCGUACUCGACAUCGCCGCCCUCGCGGAAAUCGCACAGCUCGCCGUCGAGGAAGCCGUGCAGCUGCUCCAUGAAAUCGCGACGGGUGAUGCCCCUCAGCUGCCACACACACCAAAGGAUAUGAUGCACACGUCUGCUUGCUUGUGUAUGGCUCCUACCGGGUCAGAAGCCCUUAUGGGCAGCGAGUAGUAGCCAGUGGCGUCCUCGGUGCUCUCCGUGUUGACGCACCUCUCAAACAGCGUAUCCACUGCAUGCACACAGCAACCAUCGUGACGUCUGCCCCUCUGCCUGCCUUGGUAUCUAUCAUCUCAUCUCAUCUCAUCUCAUCACACGCACUCAGUUCCUCCGGGCAGUCGAGCGCGUUGCACACUAUCAUGCUCGGAUAAGGGUAAACCACCUGCAGGCACCAAGAACGAACCAGUGAACAAACGCACCGUCAUCCAGGCCUGUGUGCGUCUUGCGGUACAGUACCUUGUUCAUGAGUCUGUUGAACUCCCUCCUCUCCUCCCUGCUAUCGUUCUCGUACAUGUCUUGCUGCAUGUCCGGCCGCCAGAUGUCGCCGAGAUCAAACCCCUCAGGCUCGAAGGGCCUCGUGCCCUGCCUCUCAGCCGCUUUGACCUCCCGGAACACAUCCUGAAGCAAUCUUUCGUGCCCCGCCGUCGAUGCACCCAUCUGCCGAGGCACCUCACGCCCGCCUGCUGCCGACGAAGUCAUAAGCCCGGCGCCCUUACGGGGUGCUGCAGACGUCUACCAAAGCUGGGAUCUCCUUC
Messenger RNA from Vitrella brassicaformis, 1244 nucleotides. The record is from the annotation of a GenBank genome assembly. NCBI's taxonomy places the organism in Eukaryota, Vitrellaceae.